AUGGCAUCUUCUAGAGCAGUCUGGAAAAAUAACAAGCGUGGGCAUGAUGACAAUGACGGAGGUCACCAACAAUGCAAAUGGAAGCCGCAAGCGUUGCUCAGGCAGCAAACGCACAGAGAGAAGUGGAUCAAGCAGCAAUACCAUAGAGGGCGAGGAGGAGGGCGCAGGAGGUGGUUCAAGAUUACGAUUCCCCAUGGGAAGAAGUAUGACAAGAAAUGGCUGCUGAGCGCCCUGCAAGAUGAGUGCUCCCGGUCCUUCACUCCGGUGAAAUAUCACACACAGGGCCACACUGUGCACUUCUUCAUCGAUGAUGCCGCCAUUGCAAAUGCCCUGAGCAAAGCUUCACGCAAGAUCACAGGUCCAAAGGGCUAUAAGCUGACCGUGCGGAUGAAACCGUGCUCAGCUCCCUCCUUCAUUCACACAGAACUGACACCAGAGGAACUGGAGCGUCUCAAACAAUGUAUGUCCAAGCGCUUCGACGGCUCAGAGCAAGCACUUGACCUGAAGAGCAUUGGGACAGACCCAGACCUAAUGUGCCAGAACAUUGAGAUGCUCCUGAACAGGAAGAGCUGCAUGCAGGCCGUAAUUAAGAUCAUUGAGGAGCAUAUUCCCACCCUGACGAGCAUAAACCUGAGCAGCAACCAACUGUGCCACCUGGAUGGCGUGGAAGAGCUGCUCAGUAAGGUGCCCAGUCUGAAGGCGCUCAAUCUCUCCCGCAAUGGGCUGAAGACAGAGCAAGAGCUGGACAAGCUGCAAGGUUUCAAGUUAGUGGAACUGUGGCUGGAUGGAAACCCCCUGUGCGCCCAUUUCAAGGACCAGGCCACCUACAUCAGCGCUGUACGACAGCGGUUCCCUCAGUUACUCAGACUGGAUGGAUGUGAUCUCCCCCAGCUCGAAGGGUUUGAUGUAGAAGGUUCCACUACCCUGCCCUUUCAUUGCGGAGAAAUCAAGAAGCUUGUCAUGCGUUUCUUACAAGACUAUUACGGUGUUUACGAUUCAGAUAACAGACAGCCCCUGUUGGAUGCCUAUCAUGAAAGGUCCUCCUUCUCCUUCAGAGCUCAUUUCCCUGGACAGAACCCCUCCACAUGCGGACUGGGGGACUAUCACAGAGACAGCUUCAAUCUCCAUAAGCUCAAAGAACCCACUGCACAAUUCCACCUGUUAAAGCGCACGCGCUUGAGUGUGGUGGCCCUCCUUAACGAACUGCCCAAGACCCUGCAUGACACUGCCUCCUUUAACAUCCAUGUCAACAGCUACAGCAAUACGUCACUGUCAUUCACUGUAAGCGGGGUGUUCAGAGAGGUGGACAGCAGAUCUGCAGACUGCUUCAAAGCGUUCUCUCGGCUCUUCGUGGCCGUGCCAGCCAGGAGUGGCGGUCUGUGUAUAGUGAAUGACGAGCUGUGUGUGAAGAACGCCACAGAGGAGAAGAUUCGGGGAGCCUUCAGGGCCAUGGCCCCACCCCACUCCAGCGGCCCUGUGUGCACUGUCUCUGCAUUCCAGCAGGAAAUGCUGUCGGCCUUCUCACUCCAGUCCGGCAUGAACCUGGAGUGGUCAAAGAAGUGUCUGGAGGACAACAAGUGGGAUUUCAACAGAGCCGCUCACAUCUUCACCAAUCUGAAGGCCAUGGGGAAGAUCCCACACAUUGCUUUCAGAAAGUGA
Messenger RNA from Megalops cyprinoides (Indo-Pacific tarpon), 1659 nucleotides. RefSeq names its product nuclear RNA export factor 1-like. NCBI's taxonomy places the organism in Eukaryota, Metazoa, Chordata, Actinopteri, Elopiformes, Megalopidae. Gene Ontology annotation, biological process: poly(A)+ mRNA export from nucleus. The record is from RefSeq and is a predicted model, not a curated record. Bases 1 to 1659 code for a protein of 552 amino acids. The transcript has a single exon. Gene Ontology annotation, molecular function: RNA binding; protein binding. Gene Ontology annotation, cellular component: nucleus; cytoplasm.